CCUUUUCCGGGGGAAGAAAAACUGGUGGCGAGGCCGGAAGCGCUGUGUCCCUCGGGUUCGAGACUAUGGCGCCGUUUACGGCAGAGCGAGCAUCCUGAUACCAUCGGAGCCGCUAGGUUCUUCACCUGGGCUCCGGCCCAAACUGGAGAAAACCUACAAAGUUCUAGCGGCCUAGAGAAGUGCGCUGAGGAUCGCGAAGCAGACGGCGUCCGCCGAAACGCCGAGCCUCUGCGGUCUUCCGGAAGCCCCGCCCAGCCUUUGUGGUCCACAGUUAGUCCCGCCCCUGGGCGGGUUCAGAACGCCUCUCGCAGGAAGGAACCGAAGUCCCGCCCCCGCGGCGGAGCGCCCGCCAUGGCUGAGUCCCCGGGGGCCGCCGUGGCCGGCCUGCGCUUGGCUGCGGCUGCCAGCUGGAGGGCCGUGCGCGGACGCCACGUGGAGUCCUUCCCGCGAGUGUUGGAGUUCCUGCGGGCCCUGCGCGCUGCUGCUCCCGGCUUGGUUCGCUACCGCCACCACGAGCGCCUGUGUAUUGGCCUGAAGGCCAAGGUGGUGGUGGAGCUGAUCCUCCAGGGCCGGCGUUGGGCCCACGUUCUGAAUGCCUUGUAUCUCCACUUUCCACUGUCUGGACCUGCUGUCGUGCGGGACCCCAAAGCGACAGAGCAUGAUCUGAAGAUCAUCUCCGAGGCACAGGAAGCCUUUCACCAGCAGGUGAAGCUGCUGGCACAGGCCCCUGAAGAUUUGGAUUGGAAGUUGCUGGAGCUUGAACAAGAGUACGGGGAGCCCUUCCUGGCUGCUAUGGAAAAGCUGUUCUUUGAAUAUUUGUGUCGGCUGGAAAAAGCACUGCCUACCCCCCAGACACAGCAGCUUCAGGAUGUGCUGAGCCGGAUGCAGCCUGGGAUGUCUAUCACGACUUCCUUUGCUUUGAGCCAAUAUAGUGUGGACAUGGGAUGGCCACUUCCAGAGUGCUCUGUUACUCAUUCAGUGAACAUGUCAGAGCCCAUGGAGCCCAGUCCUACUCAGCAGCCAAGACCAGCACUCCGUCAACCUGUGCCACAAAGCAACCCUGGCCCACACCUUCCUCCAGGACCAGUCUCAACAAAGCAACCAGAACCUCUGGCUGGCCACCACUUCAACCUGGCCCCUCUGGGCCAACGAAGAACCCAGGCCCAGUGGGCAUCCAGGAGGGAAAGAACAAGGGACACGCAUAGCAGUUCCAGCAGGUGGUGGGGGCACGAAAGCAGCCUCCACUGGGAAGUCAAGGAGUCUUUCCCAGACCCUGGGUGGAAGGACUGUGAAGGAGAACCCAGGUGCCGUGUCCGCCUCGGAGCAGAAGUGUGUCCUCCAUCUCUGUGCAGCCCUGUCAUGACCAUAGGGGACUUGGUUUUGGACUCUGAGGAGGAAGAAAAUGGCCAGCGUGGAGGAAUGGAACCUCUGGGAAACUGAGAAGACAACGUUUGACACCCUAUUUCCCACCUUCUGUGAAUACCUCCCCUGUUAUCCAAGUGCUGAGUUUGCCCCUUCCCAUGACCAUAUAGAUCCUCUGAUCGGACCAAAAUGCCAUCUCAUCCUGCCUGUCUCCUGUCUCCUCACUUCUGCAGGCCAUGUAGUGAGGAUAAAGUGGAAACCCAUUCUUGGUCUGCUUGACUCCAUGUCCCAAAUUACUUUGUGGUGCUUGAUCAUUAAACUUUGUAUUUGUUAAAA
This is a messenger RNA of Pipistrellus kuhlii (Kuhl's pipistrelle), 1698 nucleotides long. RefSeq names its product TERF1-interacting nuclear factor 2. The coding region runs from base 352 to 1440 and encodes 362 amino acids. The record is from RefSeq and is a predicted model, not a curated record. Gene Ontology annotation, biological process: telomere capping; regulation of telomere maintenance via telomere lengthening. Gene Ontology annotation, cellular component: shelterin complex. Lineage: Eukaryota; Metazoa; Chordata; Mammalia; Chiroptera; Vespertilionidae. The transcript is spliced from 9 exons. Gene Ontology annotation, molecular function: telomeric repeat DNA binding.